This is a messenger RNA of Caenorhabditis angaria, 2024 nucleotides long. The record is from the annotation of a GenBank genome assembly. NCBI's taxonomy places the organism in Eukaryota, Metazoa, Nematoda, Chromadorea, Rhabditida, Rhabditidae.
AUGCGUGAGAUUGUUCACAUUCAAGCCGGUCAAUGUGGUAACCAAAUUGGUGCCAAGUUUUGGGAAGUCAUUUCCGAUGAACAUGGAAUCGAUCCAACUGGAGCCUACAACGGAGAUUCAGAUCUUCAAUUGGAGAGAAUCAAUGUGUACUACAAUGAGGCUAGCGGUGGCAAAUAUGUGCCAAGAGCUUGUUUGGUGGAUUUGGAGCCGGGAACUAUGGAUUCAGUUCGGGCUGGACCUUUCGGACAAUUGUUUAGACCAGAUAAUUUUGUUUUUGGGCAAAGUGGAGCUGGUAACAAUUGGGCGAAAGGACAUUAUACCGAAGGAGCUGAAUUGGUUGAUAAUGUUUUGGAUGUGGUUAGAAAGGAGGCGGAGAGUUGCGAUUGUCUUCAGGUUGGUAGGAAACACAUGAGACACGUGCUGGAAAAAAUCUGGAAAAUCAAAUUCCGCUUUCCAAGCCCAGAAUCAAAAUUAUUCCAAUUCUCAAAACCAAAUUUUUCAUACUCAUGAGUGAGCUCACUUAUAGUAACUAGGUUUAAAUGUAGUCGUGAGAUUUAGCUUCAAAAAUUCUGGAAGUUUUUUUAAAGAGCUCCGAAUUCUUUUAAGACAAAAGUCAGUAUUAGAAAGAUCCAUAAAUCAAGCAUCAUAACCUUAUUUUACAAAAUCACAUCCCAGAUUCCAUCAAUUUUCUGAAAAUGCUUCCAAAUCUAGAAAAAAAAAUAUAUUUCCACCUUAUACCAACACCUUUCGCUUCAACGCGCACCCUUUCCGGUUAACACGCACCUGUUGCUCCGGAAGCGCCACACACAUGUUUUCAGAAAUACACAGGACUAAUAAUAAUAGGAAUUUUGAAAACAAAAAUUUCCAGGGUUUCCAAAUGACUCACUCAUUGGGUGGUGGUACCGGAUCAGGUAUGGGAACAUUGCUCAUCUCAAAAAUCCGUGAAGAAUAUCCGGAUCGUAUAAUGACGACCUUCUCCGUUGUUCCAAGUCCAAAAGUUUCUGACACCGUAGUUGAACCUUACAAUGCAACACUUUCCGUUCAUCAACUUGUUGAGAAUACCGAUGAAACUUUCUGUAUUGACAAUGAAGCGUUGUAUGAUAUCUGCUUCAGAACUUUGAAAUUGACAACACCAACCUAUGGAGAUUUGAAUCAUUUGGUUUCAAUGACAAUGAGUGGAGUUACAACUUGUUUGAGAUUCCCCGGACAGGUUGGAUUAUUUGAAAUUCUUCAAAGUACACAGUUAAUAAUUUUGUAGCUCAACGCUGAUCUUCGUAAACUUGCUGUCAAUAUGGUUCCAUUCCCACGUCUUCAUUUCUUUAUGCCUGGAUUUGCUCCACUAACAUCUCGCGGUUCACAACAAUACCGCUCGCUAACAGUUCCAGAACUCACUCAACAAAUGUUUGACGCCAAAAAUAUGAUGGCUGCUUGUGACCCGAGACACGGAAGAUAUUUGACUGUUGCCGCCAUGUUCCGUGGAAGAAUGAGCAUGAAAGAAGUUGAUGAGCAAAUGUUGAACGUGCAAAAUAAGAACUCGUCAUAUUUUGUUGAGUGGAUUCCAAAUAAUGUCAAGACUGCGGUUUGUGAUAUUCCACCGAGAGGUGUUAAAAUGGCGGCGACUUUUGUUGGAAACUCGACUGCUAUUCAGGAGUUGUUCAAGAGAAUCAGUGAACAAUUUACAGGUAUUUUUUGUAGUUUUGACCAGGAAUUCCAAUUUUCACGGCAACUGUAAAUAAAUUAAUUGAAACAUUUAUGGAUUUCUAGAAAAUUUUCAAACAAUUCUGGAUGAUCAAAAAUAUUUCUUAUUUCAAAGAUCAUCUAAAUACCCUCAAACAUUUGUGUUUCCAGCAAUGUUCCGCCGAAAAGCUUUCCUCCAUUGGUACACCGGAGAAGGUAUGGACGAAAUGGAGUUCACUGAAGCGGAAAGCAAUAUGAACGAUUUGGUCUCCGAAUAUCAACAAUAUCAAGAAGCGACUGCUGAUGACGAAGGAGAGUUUGAUGAACACGAUCAAGAUGUUGAAUAA